AUGAGUGGGACUCUGGAGUUCUCAGGGGACAGUCAUUUCUCCCACGUGCCAGCAGAAUGCUGUGAAAUCACCUGUGACAUUGAAGCCCACGACUCCAUUCACUUCUUUGUGGUCACCCUCCUGAUCGCCUUCAUCUGCGUGAGGAGCUCCCAGUGGGCCAACUACAGUGCCUUCAGCUACUUCGAAGUGGUCACCAUGUGCGACUUCAUAAUGAUCCUCGCCUUUUACCUCGUCCAUCUCUUCCGUCUCUACAACGUGCUCACCUGUAUCAACUGGACCUUGUCGGAGUUCCUGCACUACGCCAUCGGCACACUGCUCCUCCUCAUUGCCUCCAUUGUGGCCGCCUCCCAGAGCCGCAGAGCCGGGGAACUGGUGGCUGGAUCGAUCUUCGGCUUCCUGGCCACCGUGCUGUGUAUGCUGAGCUUGUGGAUGUCCUACAAGAUCUCCUGUGUCAAACAGUCAGCAGGCUCAGUGUCUGACUUCUUUCCUCCUGGUGAUAGUAUAUCUAGCAAACCACAUAGCAGCUCAGUGAUGAUAAGGGACUUUGCUAAACUGCUGGACUCUCGUUUUCUGCAUCUUUCAUCUACCUUGGUCAGUGGUUGUAGCGUUGAGAUGCAGCCGUGUGAGGACAGCCAUGAGGAGGCUCUGCGGGACAUGAGGACCGGCGAGCGAGGACCCGGAGGCACAGGGUGUGAGAGGAGGACAGCGGAGCAGCCGGAAGCCUGUGAGCAGGCAGGCCGCCUGGCUGGCUACACACAGGCCCAGCCGGAAACAAAUGGUCCUGAACACAGCUGGGCCUGA
Messenger RNA from Elephantulus edwardii (Cape elephant shrew), 801 nucleotides. Its product is annotated as CKLF-like MARVEL transmembrane domain-containing protein 4-like. The transcript has 8 exons. The record is from RefSeq and is a predicted model, not a curated record. Lineage: Eukaryota; Metazoa; Chordata; Mammalia; Macroscelidea; Macroscelididae. Gene Ontology annotation, cellular component: membrane. The coding region runs from base 1 to 801 and encodes 266 amino acids.